Molecule: messenger RNA, 2055 nt
Organism: Harmonia axyridis
Lineage: Eukaryota; Metazoa; Arthropoda; Insecta; Coleoptera; Coccinellidae
Product: potassium channel subfamily K member 1-like
Exons: 6
Coding region: 232-1380 (382 amino acids)
Biological process (GO): potassium ion transmembrane transport; stabilization of membrane potential
Cellular component (GO): membrane
Molecular function (GO): potassium ion leak channel activity
Source: RefSeq, a predicted model, not a curated record
AGCAAUCUUUCUCGGUCCAGUCAUUUCGUGAGUCCGUUCGUAGAGUUGUUGGGGAGUGGAUGCUUUCAGUUCUUUUUUUGAAGUUGUAAAAUGGAAAUACGGACUUUCUCAAGUGUAUUAAGUGAAAAAUGCUCGUUGGACUUUUUUCACGAAUUCUUAUAACCAACGUCAAAAUCUUACCCCAGUAUUGAGUAAUUUAUUAUUUUUCUCGUGUCGAUAUUUCGGUUGAAGAUGGUGAUUAACAACUACGGUUCUUGUGGAAACACGGUGAAACUGCCGAGAGAAAACAACAACAACAACAACAACUAUCAGUCCACUGAGUGUCUGGUGCCUAUACAAGAAGAAGUCGAGGAUGUCACUAACAGUGAUAAUCUGUAUAUUUUUGGGUUCUACAAAACAUCCAUAUACUUUUUUGUUUACGUGAUUUUGUAUUUGGUGUUUUUGAUAUGUGGUGCUUUAGUGUUUGGUUUCUACGAGAAGCCAGCUGAGGUUGCUCUUAAGAUGAAGGUUGAAUCUGUCGUCCAGACUUUCCUGAGGACGUAUCCUAGUGUUCCAGAUCAAGCACUAGAAGAACUAAUAGGCGAGGUUGUCGCAGCCAGUAAUAGGGGGGUCUCUGCUACAAAAAAUGCUACUGGAGAAUCUAACUGGAGUUUUGGGCAGUCUUUCUUCUUUACUAGCACUGUCGUGACUACAAUAGGAUAUGGUCACGUCACACCUCUCAGCAAAGCAGGAAAAAUAUUCUGUAUCGUUUAUGCCGUGAUAGGAAUACCUCUGACGCUAGUUUUGUUAUCAGCUCUGGUAACUAGAAUACUAGUUCCUACAAUAUGGCUUCUGCAGUGGUUGAAUUCAAGACUAGGACACUUAUAUCAGCCUUUCAAUAUUCGGUUGCUGCAUCUCUCCGUAAUGGUUAUAAUUCUGAUUGUGGUGUUCUUGCUGCUCCCAGCAGCCGUUUUCGCUAGAAUAGAACCAAAUUGGGAUUACAUGGACUCAUUGUAUUAUUGCUUUAUCUCACUCACCACCAUUGGUCUAGGAGAUUACAUACCUGGUGACUCCCCAAAUCAGCCCUACAGGCCUCUCUAUAAAAUAGGAACAACAGUAUUUUUAUAUUUGGGCAUCACCUACCUAAUGGUGACUCUGGCAGUCUUCUACGAUAUACCCCAGCUCAAUCUCGGAUUUCUAUUCACAUCCAACUCUGAGAAUUCAGAGAAGAAGCCUCUGGCUGGAUCCGGUAUGAAUAUGCAGUAUGGCGGGGCCAGCAGCAACGUUUUGCCAGAUCCUAAUGAGGGUAGUCACCGUCAGGUGGUGAGGGUGAGAUCGAGAAGAGCUGAUAGUCCAAGUCCAGAUGAGCCUGUUCCAAACAGAGAUUCGAUCAUGCCCUGAAGAGGUAUUCAAAGUUACCGAAUGAUACUCCAAGAUUUUGCCAUAUCCAUCUACUGAGUUCAAGAAAGGAACAUUGUGGACGUAUUCUUCAAUUCUUCGUGUUAAGUAAAAAAUGUAUCAACUCAAAGAACCAUUUGAUCUUCAACAGAACUGUAUUAUAUAAUAUAACUCAUAUAUUUUUUUAAUUCUAUGAUUUCAAUGAGAGUGUCAAAAGUUAGGAAACUGCCUAACUUUAUAUUUUCCUAAAAUAAUUCAACUGUAUUAUGAUGAAAUCUGUGUUACAAAGAGAAUACAAAAACUAAAAUUAUUUGAAAGGUAAAUAGGUAUAUAAGGGGGCCCAGAGAAAACAAUUCAAAAUUAAGUAAUGCAUAAUAGUUCCAACACAAAUAAUUCCAAGUUGAGUUUAAGAUAAAUUAAUUACUGGAUUCUCCCUUUGUCCUUCAAAUAUAACUAUUUAUCAGUAAGAUUGUCAAAUGAUGCUUACCUGUAUUUCCGUAGCGAUAAAAAUAUGUAACUAUAAUCAUAUGUAUAGUUAUUAUAAUUUUAUCAGAGUGAAUAUAUAUUACUACAUCGUCAAUCGAAAUAUUCAACAAAUGUAAUUUAUUUUGAAAUUUGUAUUAUUCUAUAUCAUUGUAUUUAAUUAUGUGGACCAAAUAAAAUAUCAAAAUAUAAAAA